UUUACGUUGGGAAGUAUUAAAUUUUUAAGUUCUGUGAUAUGAUGAAUAUGAAAUACUUUGUUUAUAUCUUCUUUCCAUUUAUGUUUUUAAAUAAUGACUAUUUUGUAAAUUGUAAAAUUAAAUCCUCAGAAUACAAAAAAUAUGUUAUUGAUGUGGUGAGACAUUUCUGUAGUCAACAAGGAUGGAUAUUAAUGCCACAUAUAUGGGCUAAAGAUGAAUAUUUACAUGGAAAACCAAUACAUGAAUUUUUUAAAAAUAAAGCGACAUGUACAAAUUAUAUACAAAUAUUGAACAUAGUAAUUUGUUCGCUCAAUAUUAGGUAUACUGAAAUACUUUCGUACUUCCUUAUAAUGAUUAAUUAUAUUAUAGAUAAAUGCAGCAUUUAUUUAAGAAAAUUAAACACAACAAAUUUUAAUAACUGUUCUAUUUUACUGUAUGAUGCAGUGAAAAUGUCCGCAAUCUUGUUUAGCAAAUUGUUGGACGCUAUGUUAUUUAUGAGCCACAUAAAUUUAAAGAAAAUUAGGUAUAAUAUGGAAUGUCUAGCAACGAUUACAGACUACAUUAGACCAUUUAGUGAUUUUACUAAUUUAAAAAUGAAUCAAAAUCCAUCUGGAUUAUUAAGAGAUAAUGAUCAAGAUAUUUUUCACGAGUUUAAACAUAUUAAAAACUUCUUUAAAAAUAUUAAGAAGACCAUCAACUUACAUGAACUUAUAAAAAAUCAUAGUAUGUAUUUAUCUGUAAGUAAAAAUCAUGUUCCGCAGUAUUUGAAAAUAUUGUAUGAAGAAGAAUCUUUUAAUACAUUUAAGAAUUCUAACCUUGAUGUUAGUGUUAUUAAAAAUUUACUGAUAAAUUUUUAUGAUCAAACGAUAAAAAAUAAUUAUGAAAAUAUUGGCUUUAAUGAACUAUUGGAUCCUAACAACUCCAAGUUCUGGCUUCCUCAAGAUAGAGAAGAAGAAAUUAUUACGUUUUUAAACUCGAUUAUUAAAAAAAAAGGUUGGAGCAAUCUGAAUCACAUAACUCUUAUCGAAAAAAAAAAUUAUAUAAAUGUUCAUGAUAUUGUAGGCCUAGUAAAUAGAGAUAACCAUUUGACUAAACGUAAAUAUCUGUCAAAAUUCAUGCGUUGCAGAUACACUGAAAUAAUCCAAUAUUUUAAUGGUAUGUUGAAAUCGCUAAUAGAUAUUUGCAUAAAUGAACAAAAUAAUAAUGAUACAACUUCAUUUAUUCAUUGUGUGAUUCAACUUUACAAUAUAAUUAAUAGAUCUAUAAAUAUGUUUGAUCGAUUAUCUUCUGCAUUGAGUACGAUAAGAAAAACAACUAAUGAUAUGACGAUAAAAAAUUAUAAAUUGAUUAUUGAGAAAUUCAUCAAUAAUGUAUAUAAAUUUAUUAGUGAUGAAUUAUUGAAAAUUUACCCAUCUGAAAAAGUUUUUAUUGAUUUAAAUGAUACUAAUAAUAAAGUCAUGGCAAAUGAAUAUUUAAUUCAAAUUUCAAAUUUUCGUUCCAAAAUUAUAGUUGCCAACUUAAUCAUAAUUGAUAAAUGCAAUUCAAGAGAUUGCUUAAUAGAAAAAAGGCCUUCGGAAUUAAAUGACAUGAUUAAUUUUGAGAGAGAUAAAAAUCAUUUAUCAUCCAGUGACCAAAUUGAACUUAUAUGUGCAAAACUUAAUAAUUUUUAUGAAAAUGUUAUCUUAAAUGAUUGUGAAUAUCUUGGUUUUUAAUAAAUUCUAAGCCAAUAAUAUAUUUUAAACAUGUAUACGUAUAUAGAGUGAUCUAUUAUACUUUGACAAAUCUAAUUUUUGA
Daktulosphaira vitifoliae (grape phylloxera) is the source of this 1794-nucleotide messenger RNA. RefSeq names its product MATH and LRR domain-containing protein PFE0570w-like. The transcript has 2 exons. NCBI's taxonomy places the organism in Eukaryota, Metazoa, Arthropoda, Insecta, Hemiptera, Phylloxeridae. The record is from RefSeq and is a predicted model, not a curated record. The coding region runs from base 39 to 1712 and encodes 557 amino acids.